AUGGGUAAUCUAUUCGGUUGUGUACAAGUUGAUCAAUCCACAGUAGCUAUAAAGGAAAGAUUUGGUAGGUUUGUGGAAGUUCUUGAGCCAGGAUGCCAUUGCCUGCCUUGGUUUCUUGGGCAUCAGAUUGCUGGUCAUCUCUCUCUUCGUUUGCAGCAAUUGGACGUGCGCUGUGAGACCAAGACAAAGGACAACGUAUUUGUCAACGUCGUUGCAUCUAUUCAAUAUCGUGCUCUGGCAGACAAAGCAAAUGAUGCCUUCUACAAACUCAGCAACACAAGGUCUCAAAUCCAGGCCUAUGUUUUUGAUGUCAUUAGAGCUAGUGUUCCAAAGCUCAACCUGGAUGCUGCUUUUGAGCAAAAGAAUGACAUUGCAAAAGCUGUAGAAGAUGAGCUUGAGAAAGCUAUGUCUGCUUAUGGUUAUGAGAUUGUACAAACGCUCAUUGUUGACAUAGAACCAGAUGAGCAUGUGAAACGGGCAAUGAACGAAAUCAAUGCUGCUGCAAGAAUGCGGGUGGCAGCUAAUGAGAAGGCAGAGGCAGAGAAGAUUUUGCAAAUUAAGCGGGCUGAGGGUGAGGCCGAAUCCAAGUAUCUCUCUGGGCUGGGUAUAGCUCGCCAGCGUCAAGCAAUUGUAGAUGGUUUGAGAGACAGUGUGCUGGGCUUCUCUGUCAAUGUUCCAGGGACUACUGCAAAGGAUGUCAUGGACAUGGUCCUUGUGACUCAGUAUUUUGACACCAUGAAGGAAAUUGGUGCUUCCUCUAAAUCCUCUGCCGUGUUUAUUCCCCAUGGACCUGGUUCUGUCCGUGAUGUAGCUUCUCAGAUUCGUGAUGGACUUCUUCAGGGUUCUCACCAGUAG
Molecule: messenger RNA, 855 nt
Organism: Prunus armeniaca (apricot)
Lineage: Eukaryota; Viridiplantae; Streptophyta; Magnoliopsida; Rosales; Rosaceae
Source: the annotation of a GenBank genome assembly